CAAUGGGUGGCGGUGAUAGAAAACAUCGUUCCCGUUCACGCGAAAGAGAACGUUCGCGUGAUCGGGAUCGUUCACGCGAACGAGACCGUUCUCGUGACAGGGAACGUGAACGUCAGCGGGAUUCUCGUGGUGGCGGUGAUCGGAGAACGGCACGUCAUUCCAGAUCUCGUUCUAAGGAACGUUAUACCAGUGGCAGAGGAGGUGCCGGCGGUGGCGGUAGAUCUCCUGAGCGGUCAUCAAAUCGCGAACGAAAUCGUGACCGAUCAAAAUCCCGUGAACGCCAAAGGGAUUACGAGUCCUCGCGAAGCCAUGACAAGAGACGCGAUGAGAGUAGAGGAGGUGAUAAACCAUCCAAGGAUGUAAUCAUAAUCGAAGAUGAUGAAAUGGCUGCAGAAGAACAAAAGAAAGAUAAGCAGAAAAAGGUUGAACCACUCUCCUUGGAGGAGUUGUUGGAAAGAAAAAAGAAGGAAGAAGAAGCACGCAGUAAACCCGUCUUCUUGACCAAAGAACAACGAGCCGCCGAGGCUUUAAAACGUCGGCAGGAAGAAGUUGCAGCAAUGAGAGCAGGCCAACCCAGUGGUAGUAGGGCUGGAUUUUCCGGAGCACCUUCAUCCAGCAGUGCAGCUGAUAACAGUUUCAGUAUAUCAGCCCGCCGGGUGGAUAGAAACGACCGAGGAGGUCGGGAGAGAGAAAAGGAAAGAGACAGAGAACGUGAAUCACGACGAGCAGAUGAUCUGUCACAAAAGGAUAAAGAAAAGGAGUUGGAAGCCAUUCGGGAACGUUAUUUGGGCAUUGUUAAGAAGAAGCGGAGGGUAAGGCGUCUGAAUGACCGUAAAUUCGUUUUCGAUUGGGAUGCUGCCGAGGAUACCUCCGUUGAUUACAACAACCUCUACAAGGAAAGACAUCAUGUCCAGUUCUAUGGUCGUGGUAAUGUUGCCGGUAUAGACAUCAAGGAACAGAAGCGUAUGCAAAGUCAAUUUUAUGGUGAUCUGCUGGAAAAACGUCGUACGGAAGCGGAAAAGGAACAGGAAAAAGUCCGCCUCAUUAAAGUCAAGCGUAAGGAAGAAAAACAAAAAUGGGAUGAUCGUCAUUGGUCCGAAAAGGAUAUUGACGAAAUGACUGAACGUGAUUGGCGUAUUUUCCGUGAAGAUUACAAUAUAACCAUAAAAGGUGGGAAAAUCCCCAAUCCGAUACGCAGUUGGAAAGAGUCCGGUUUCCCCAAGGAACUUUUGGAAAUUAUUGACAGUGUGGGCUAUAAAGAGCCAACGCCCAUUCAAAGACAGGCUAUACCAAUUGGCUUACAAAAUCGUGAUAUUAUUGGUGUUGCCGAGACAGGUUCGGGUAAAACAUUGGCUUUCCUUAUACCGCUGUUGGCAUGGAUUCAAUCGUUGCCGAAAAUUGAACGACUCGAAGAUGCCGAUCAGGGUCCGUAUGCCAUCAUUAUGGCACCUACACGUGAAUUGGCCCAACAAAUCGAAGAAGAAACUGUGAAAUUUGGUCAGCCCUUGGGUAUACGAACGGUGGUCGUUGUGGGUGGUCUGUCACGUGAAGAGCAAGGUUUUCGUUUGCGUAUGGGCUGUGAAAUUGUCAUUGCCACACCGGGUCGUCUUAUCGAUGUUUUGGAAAAUCGUUACUUGGUCUUGAAUCAGUGUACCUAUAUUGUAUUGGAUGAAGCUGAUCGUAUGAUUGAUAUGGGUUUCGAACCGGAUGUACAGAAAAUUUUGGAAUAUAUGCCGGUGACAAAUCUGAAACCGGACACCGAAGAAGCUGAGGAUGCAAGUAAAUUGAUGGAGAAUUUCUAUUCGAAAAAGAAAUAUAGGCAAACUGUGAUGUUUACAGCCACUAUGCCACCCGCAGUUGAACGGCUUGCCCGUUCAUAUUUGAGACGUCCUGCCACUGUGUACAUUGGUUCUGUUGGCAAACCAACCGAACGUACCGAACAAAUUGUCUACAUGAUGGGCGAAAACGACAAACGCAAGAAAUUGAUUGAAAUUCUCAAGCGGGGUGUCGAUCCACCGGUUAUUAUUUUCGUCAAUCAAAAGAAAGGUGCCGAUGUUUUGGCCAAAGGUUUGGAAAAAUUGGGCUACAAUGCAUGUACACUUCACGGUGGCAAGGGUCAGGAGCAGCGUGAAUAUGCUUUGGCUUCUUUGAAAUCGGGUAGCAAAGAUAUAUUGGUGGCCACCGAUGUUGCUGGCAGAGGUAUCGAUAUUAAGGAUGUCUCAUUGGUUAUUAAUUACGAUAUGGCCAAGACCAUCGAAGAUUAUACACAUCGUAUCGGUCGUACGGGCAGAGCAGGCAAAAAUGGUGUGGCCAUUUCGUUUGUUACCAAGGAUGAUAGUGCGCUGUUCUAUGAUUUGAAACAGGUGGUAAUGGCAAGUCCGGUAUCGGUUUGUCCACCGGAGCUAAUGAAUCAUCCCGAUGCUCAACACAAACCGGGCACAGUGGUGACGAAAAAGAGACGAGAGGAAAAGAUUUUCGCAUAA
Messenger RNA from Musca vetustissima, 2483 nucleotides. Its product is annotated as probable ATP-dependent RNA helicase DDX23. Gene Ontology annotation, molecular function: ATP binding; RNA binding; RNA helicase activity. Gene Ontology annotation, biological process: mRNA splicing, via spliceosome. Bases 3 to 2483 code for a protein of 826 amino acids. The transcript has 2 exons. The record is from RefSeq and is a predicted model, not a curated record. NCBI's taxonomy places the organism in Eukaryota, Metazoa, Arthropoda, Insecta, Diptera, Muscidae. Gene Ontology annotation, cellular component: catalytic step 2 spliceosome.